AUGGGAAAAAGAACGGUUUUAAUUAUUUUAUUACUAUGUUAUUAUGUAAGUGCAUAUUCGCGUUCAGACGAAAACGAAACGUUGAAAAAAAAACUGUCUUUAAACAAUGAACCAGAAUUCAAUGUUCGACAACUUAAUAAACCAUUCAAAAUUAAUAAACUUAAUUUAGUUUGGAGCAAAGCUAAACAGAGAUGUUCAGAACCAGAAUUGAGAUCAUUGCUAUCAGAGCUGCGAAUUCAAGAUGAAGACGAGCGAGAACUUAAGGUGUACAAAACCAAAAACUUAGAUAAAGAUGGGGAAAUGGAAUCUAUUGUUCGAAAAAAACUUUUAGGUAUAUUGGAAAGAUACAAGUUGAGCUAUCAUUUUGACAAUACUGAGAAUGAACCUCAAAUUAUUAAUCAUACAAAUUUUGAAACACAAGAUCGUGUUUCUGGAGAUUCAUCUAAAGUUGUUGAUAAAUAUUUAUUGCAUGAUAAACGAUUAAACAAACUAUGGGACCAAGCUAAACAAUCUGGUUUUACAAAUAUUGAGCUAUUAGCACUGAAAGAUGAAUUUUUAAGCCACCAAAAAAAAAUUGAUGAAUUUUAUUCGUUGACAAAUGAAAUUGAGAACAUGCAAAAUGAUAUACCUAUAGCAAUUUCAAAAAAAGGAUUAAAAGAUGAUCUCAAUUCAUUACACGAAUUUCAAGGUUUUACAGAUUUCAGUCAUAAGCAAAGGAACUUACAAAAUCAAGUACGUGAUAUAAAAGAUAGUUUUGAUCGUCUUCAUCGACUAUCACUAACCGGUCCAAAUAGUGAAGAGUUUGUAGAACCUAAAGUACAAGAAAUUUGGAUUAAAGCUCAAGAAACAAAUUUUAGUAAAGAUGAAUUGGAACUUCUGCAUGAUGAAUUAAAAGAAUAUGAGAGACGACUAUUAAAACUUCGACAUUUUAAUGUGGAUCUAGCAGCUGGAAAUGAACAUGAUAAUAUUGAAAAAAAAAUUAAAAAAGAGAGUAGAAAUGUGCAAAAGUUACACAAAAUACUGGAAGACAAAAUACAAAAACGGAGAGAAGAACUAUAG
Messenger RNA from Macrosiphum euphorbiae (potato aphid), 1059 nucleotides. Lineage: Eukaryota; Metazoa; Arthropoda; Insecta; Hemiptera; Aphididae. The record is from the annotation of a GenBank genome assembly.